UAAGGCAACACCUUCACGACUCUCCUCAGUGUCCUCACAUAAAAAUAGUGAAGAGAGAGGUCUGAAAAUCGAGUAUUUGUUCUCUUCUCUGUGUGUUUGUGUGUUUGAGAGAGAAAGAGAGAGUACUGAGGAAAGAAGAACAAUGGACAUGGAGACAACAAGAAGACAGGACUUCAAAGGAGAUAAUAAUAUGGCUGAAGAGACUACUGUUGAUUGGAAAGGCAGACCUUCCAACCCCAACAGGCAUGGUGGAAUGAAAGCUGCUGCCUUUGUUCUUGGGCUUCAAGGAUUUGAGAUAAUGGCAAUAGCAGCUGUUGGGAACAACCUCAUAACAUACGUGAUAAACGAGAUGCACUUUUCUUUGUCAAAGUCUGCAAAUAUAGUGACAAACUUUAUAGGGACUGUCUUCAUCCUUGCACUCCUUGGAGGCUACCUCUCAGAUUCCUACCUUGGGUGCUUUUGGACCAUGCUUAUCUUUGGUUUUGUGGAACUUUCUGGUUUCAUAUUAUUGUCAGUCCAAGCCCAUAUUCCCCAACUAAAGCCACCCCCUUGCAACAUGGUGACCAAUGGAGACCAGUGUUUGGAAGCAAAGGGCCUGAAGGCCUUAAUCUUUUUUGUGGCACUUUAUUUAGUGGCAUUAGGGAGUGGGUGUGUUAAACCCAACAUGAUAGCUCAUGGUGCCGACCAAUUCAAUAGAGAUGACACAAAACAGUCCAAGAGGCUCUCCACCUACUUCAAUGCUGCCUACUUUGCCUUCUCUAUGGGUGAACUUGUUGCCCUAACUGUUCUGGUUUGGGUCCAAACUCAUUCGGGCAUGGACGUCGGGUUCGGAGUCUCGGCAGCUGUCAUGGCAAUGGGGUUGAUCAGCUUAGUUUGUGGUAUAUUUCUUUACAGGAAUAAACGUCCUCAAGGAAGCAUCCUGACCCCAAUUGCUCAGGUCUUUGUAGCUGCAAUUGCAAAGAGAAAGCAAGUUUGUCCUUCCAAUCCAGAAAUGAUCCAUGGCCACCAAAACAAAGUUUCUGAUAGCAAUGCAGCCAUGUGCAACAAUGUUGGCUUUCUUCAUCAUACUGAUAGGUUUAGAUUCUUGGACAAGGCCUGCAUCAAAAUCCAAGAACGGAAUACUAAUAAGAAGGAAAGCCAGUGGAGGCUGUGCACAGUGACUCAAGUUGAGCAAGUAAAGAUACUGAUCUCAGUUGUUCCAAUAUUUGCAUGCACCAUUGUUUUCAACACCAUUUUGGCUCAACUCCAGACAUUCUCAGUCCAACAAGGAAGUGUCAUGAACACACAGCUCACCGAAAACUUCCAUAUCCCCCCGGCCUCGCUUCAAGCCAUCCCUUACAUUAUGAUAAUUUUCAUAGUCCCCCUCUAUGACACUUUCUUUGUCCCAUUUGCCCGAAAAUUCACUGGUCAUGACUCCGGAAUCACACCCUUACAACGGAUAGGAUUCGGUCUCUUUUUCGUGACCUUUUCUAUGGUAUCAGCUGCCCUUAUGGAGAAUAAAAGAAGGAAUGAAGCUGUGAAUUCAAACAAAACAAUAUCUAUCUUUUGGAUCACCCCACAGUUCUUAAUUUUCGGAUUAUCCGAAAUGUUCACAGCAGUUGGUCUGAUUGAGUUCUUUUACAAACAGUCCUUAAAGGGUAUGCAAUCAUUUUUAACGGCCAUAACCUAUUGCUCAUAUUCUUUUGGGUUCUACUUAAGCUCUGUGCUUGUUUCCCUGGUGAAUAAGAUCACUUCUGGUUCGUCCAGUGGCGGUUGGCUCAGUGAAAAUGAUCUCAACAAAGAUAGGCUGGACUACUUCUACUGGUUGCUAGCAGUUCUAAGCUUUAUCAACUUCUUUAAUUAUCUCUUUUGGGCUAAAUGGUAUUCUUAUCAUCUAUCUCCAUCAGCCACACCACCACAUGAUUCGGAAAACAGAGACUUACAGCACUCCAAUUUGAACUCCACAAAAUUUGUGGUAGAUGACAAUAUACCUUGAAUGAAAUUGUAUCAUUUCAAGUGAAUGUUUCUCUAACAUUCCACUUGAAUAUUGUAUUGAAAUAGAGAAAAUUAAAGAAUGCCAUAAGGGCUCCUUUUAGGCUGAUAAUGCUUGUAAAAUGUAUAGAAGGUACUAUUUGUAAUGGCACCUUAGCUUAGCUGGUAAACCCAUGAAUAAAUCUCUCAUCCUCUCUUACACAAGUAUAUGGUUGAAGAUGCAAGGUG
Molecule: messenger RNA, 2199 nt
Organism: Ilex paraguariensis (yerba mate)
Lineage: Eukaryota; Viridiplantae; Streptophyta; Magnoliopsida; Aquifoliales; Aquifoliaceae
Source: the annotation of a GenBank genome assembly